GAGGCAGGGGUGGCGGCGGCGUCUUGGGGAUCCCUAGAGCGCAAGGGGUGCGAGCGCGGGGCGGCGGCUGGGGUGGGUCGUCGGGCGUGGAGCACAGCCCGGACUGAGCUGACAGGUCGCCGAGGAAGCCCACUACCGGGAGGGACCUUGACUCCUAAUAAAUAGCAGGUACCUGGCCAAGCUGUCCUCGGUGGGGAGCAUCUCUGAGGAGGAGACAUGUGAGAAGCUCAAGGGACUGAUCCAGAGGCAGGUGCAGAUGUGCAAGCGGAACCUGGAGGUGAUGGACUCGGUGCGCCGCGGCGCCCAGCUCGCCAUCGAGGAGUGCCAGUACCAGUUCCGGAACCGGCGCUGGAACUGCUCCACGCUCGACUCGCUGCCUGUCUUUGGCAAGGUGGUGACGCAAGGGACUCGGGAGGCGGCCUUCGUGUACGCCAUCUCUUCGGCAGGUGUGGCCUUUGCGGUGACGCGGGCAUGCAGCAGCGGGGAGCUUGAAAAGUGCGGCUGUGACCGGACGGUACAUGGGGUCAGCCCACAGGGCUUCCAGUGGUCAGGAUGCUCGGACAACAUUGCCUACGGCGUGGCCUUCUCACAGUCGUUCGUGGACGUGCGGGAGAGAAACAAGGGGGCCUCGUCCAGCCGGGCCCUCAUGAACCUGCACAACAACGAGGCCGGCAGGAAGGCUAUCCUGACACACAUGCGGGUGGAGUGCAAGUGCCACGGGGUGUCGGGCUCCUGCGAGGUAAAGACGUGCUGGCGAGCCGUGCCGCCCUUCCGCCAGGUGGGCCACGCACUCAAGGAGAAGUUUGAUGGAGCCACCGAGGUGGAGCCACGCCGUGUGGGCUCCUCCAGGGCACUGGUGCCGCGUAACGCGCAGUUCAAGCCACACACAGACGAGGACCUGGUGUACUUGGAGCCCAGCCCAGACUUCUGCGAGCAGGACAUGCGCAGCGGCGUGCUGGGCACGAGGGGCCGCACGUGCAACAAGACAUCCAAGGCCAUCGACGGCUGUGAGCUGCUGUGCUGUGGCCGCGGCUUCCACACAGCACAGGUAGAGCUAGCUGAGCGCUGCAGCUGCAAAUUCCACUGGUGCUGCUUCGUCAAGUGCCGGCAGUGCCAGCGCCUCGUCGAGCUGCACACGUGCCGGUGACUGCCGCCCGGCUCUGUGCCCAGCAACCACCCCGUGGCCCGGGGAAGGCCAAUAAUUUAAACAGUCCCUCACCACCCACCCCAAAAGAUACUGGUUGUAUUUUUUGUUUUGGUUUGGUUUUUGGGUCCUCAUGUUAUUUAUUGCUGAAACCAGGUGGGCGACCCCAAGAGCACCAACCGGGGCCUCCCUGCAACCUGGACCCUUGUGGCUGCCACUGACCAAAGGGACCUUGCUCAUGCCUCUGGCUGUCCACAUGUGGCCGCUGCUGACCACUCAGUUAUCUGUAUCUGUUUUUCUACUUGUAGACUUAAGGUGGGUAACAAAGAGUGUUACAGCCACAUGCCUACUGACUCUGCCCUCCAGGGAAAGGGGUGACCCUAUGGCAGGGGUAUGGGCGCCAUCUCCAUGGCAGUGUCACCCCCAGACAUACACAGAUCCCUGGCCGCUUCAGCUCAGUGGCCUCGUCUCUCAAGCCCUCUGCAAAGGAGAUGGGCAGAUACCAGGUCCAGGGCAAAGGGUUAAUUUCAGGCAUCCAAGAGCAGCUGAGGUUCAAUCUCUGUGAGACCCCACAGCCCAGCAGCCAAGCUACCCCUCACAGAGGGAGACCCCUACCCCCUGGUCCCUCCCAGGCAGGAAUACGGCUGCAGCCCAAGUCAGAGACCCCAGCAGGGCCUUCACAGCAACGCCCCAGUGUGCGUCUCUUCAUGGUGCUGCUCCUUGGUGAAGCUAAGAGUGGAAACGUCACAUACACACACAGGAGCAAAGCCCUCUCCCAACCUUUAUUUCACUCCCUUAACCAAAUCUAUCGAGCAGAUACUGUUCUGGGCCCUGUCCUGGGCCGUCUCACUGGACGACCACAGCAAUCUCGGGAGGACAAGACGGGGAUGCUUGUGCCCAUUCUGCAGGAGAAAGGGCAAGGCGCAGCCAGGUCCCAGAGCCAGUAGGUGCAGAGGCAGAGCCAGAAGAGCCCUCCAGCCAAGAUGGAGCAGGCUCUGAGGGAACAGGAGAACAGCUGGAAAGCUGACGAGGUAAGGUCUCAGCAGCAGAGGCCCUCCCGCCCCCAGGCACCUCGGGCUCUGAGGAGCCCCGCAGAGCCAGCACCAGCAGCCCGGGCCCGGCCCUGUGCAGGGCCAAACCAGCAGGAGCCCAGCUCAAAUUUCUGUGAGCAGAACCUGCACAUAGAGAGCCCUGGCCUGACCCAACUGCUUCUCAGAUGGGCUCCCAACCCCCAGAGGGCCUUGCUCUCAGCCCAGUCUCCAAGCUGCCCCCACACUGGGGCUUCAAGCUCCUGGUUUGAUGUCUUAAGCUCCGAGAUCCCCUUCGGAGGAUCUCAGAAGACCCCCGAGUUCUUGGCUCCAGGGUUCUGUGUCUAAAUUCAAAGUCUCAGAUCCAGAACACGGGCUCCAGCCUGUAGACGCUCUCCUCCAGGCCUGUGUUUUGUGCCUCCUGGUGUUGGCUCCCUCACGAAGAGAGGGUCAACACCCUUGGCCCCCAGCCAAGCUCUCUGCUCAAUGUCCACCCAAGAAGGCCAAAACCAAGUGAGAUGCUGGACCCACAUUCAAAUGCGGGGAUAAUCGUGGGGCAGGCAGGCUCUGAUGUGGAUGAAAGCUGAGCCGACCGAGUGUCCCCACAGCAGCCCAGCUGGGCUCGCUGCUCCUCUGGCGGGCUCUGCUCAGCUGUCUGCUCAGCGCCAGGGAAAAUACUACCCCUCACUGCAGAGGCCAGGCCCACACAAAGGAAGCGGUGGAGACCCCUCCCCACCCCAAGUCCUGUCCCCAGAACCUGGGGACUAGCAGACCCAGGCUGGGUGCUGGCAAGAUGGGCACUGCCCCAGGAAGAAGUGAGAGUGCCUGUGUCCAUUCAUAGGCUUCACCUUUCCACCUGCCAGGAGGCUCCUCAAAGCAGAUCCUCCUGGGUUCUGAAGGGUGUCACCUCGGUGAAGCAACCUAGAUUCUAGCAACCUCUGCCCAGCCCGACCACCGCUGCCACCAGCACCCCAAAGGCCAAAGGGAUCCACAGACGCAGGAAAAUGGCACUUCCUUGGACACACCCAGCUCCAAACUGUCCCAAAUAAAGAGGAGGAACCAGCACAGGCCUGACAGAGCCCACUCACCCUGGAAGCUGGCCAGAGGGUCCAAGCCCUGCCCGAAAACCUCUCCACUAGUCUUACCACAAGGCAAAGGUGUCCUCUGAGGCCUAGGGCUGGACAAGCCCCGGCUCUGGCUGCUGCUACCCCCUCUGCUGUCCCUGCCCCAUCCCCAAUUUUUAUACUAGGCUCCUUGCCUUUGUGACAUCCCCAUGAAAUAGUCUGAUGCACGAUAAAAUGAUUAUUUCUUUAUCUUGCAA
Messenger RNA from Vicugna pacos (alpaca), 3493 nucleotides. The record is from RefSeq and is a predicted model, not a curated record. NCBI's taxonomy places the organism in Eukaryota, Metazoa, Chordata, Mammalia, Artiodactyla, Camelidae.